AAAAACUGUCAAGCAAACGUUUGAGAAGGCCCGUAAGAGGACAGAAUUACAAGAAAACACCAGAUGAAGUGACAAAAUUCGAGUAAUUCACCAUGAUGGAACCAAACAAUAACUUACGUUUAAUAUUAUUUUGCUCGCAAAAAACCACAAACUUCAAAUUUAACUAUUGUCGGCAUCAACCUGACUAAAAUAUAUACAACAAGUAGGAAUUGAUAGAAGGAGCGCUUUCCAUAGUCAAUUUUGAAAAAAGGUUUCAUGCAAGAGACUCUUGUAAGUAUUCUCACUUUUACACACUGACAAGAAAUAGUAUUCAAAUUUAUUUUAAAUGGCUGCCUAUUCCUGUUUUAAAGUAAACAUCUUUUUUAUCUCAUCUUGAUGGUUGACCCGAUGGUGUUGAAUGUUUCCACGUUCUCUCUUCUAAAUUCAACACACCAUAAAGAGUGUUGUCAAUAACCCUGCCAAAUUUAAAUGAUUGAAGAAAAAAGUCUAACUGCAAUCAUUGUUAAUGCUGCCUGAUGGGACGAGAGGGUCAGGAGAGUUACGCUGUCCAGGGUACUGGUCAUGCAGAUGCAUGACAGGCACCUUUGUAUUCAGUUGUGAAAAUAUAGUGUUACAGAGUUUGACACCAUUUCAAAUUUGUGGCCUGUGGCUGAAAACUGUACUAGUCUUUGCAUAUUUUCAGCAAUUAUCUUCAAAUAUGUACAUAUGUAUGUGAUCCGCUUAUAAUCAUGACUGAAUUACAUUUACAUGACUUUGUUGACACAUGACAAAAAACAAGAAGGAGAGGGCAUCGCUCCGCCUUUGCGACUUUACCUCAUCUCACUUACUGGACCUCAGUCAGUCCCAUUUCGAAGGAACCAGAAGAGAAUAUACAAGGAAACCAUGCCGAUUUUUGUUGUUAACACCAACAUUGCCAAAGACGACCUACCGGCAGAUCUGCUGUCAGAGGCUACAAAGGAGCUUGCCAUAGCCAUAGGCAAACCCACAGAGUUCAUCGCAGUCCAUUUCCACGCGGAUCAAAUUAUAAUGAUUGGUGGAAACGAAGACCCAUGUGCACUCUGUUCCUUUUACACCAUUGAAAAGAUCGGCUGUGCUGAAACCAAGCAGUUCUCGAAACUGCUGUGUGGACUGCUCAACAAACAGCUAGGCAUAUCUCCUGACAGGCAAUUUGGCCUGGAACAACACUACUUUUGACUGAGAGCGUAUUGAGCUAGCGAUUCAGAGAAAAUCAUUGGAGCUGCAUUGAAGAGUCAUGGCAAAAAUUGACCAAGAAGCAAGAACACAAGAUAGUAUAAGUUUAUCUGAUGUAGCUUUGCGCUGGUCUUUCUCUCCUACAAUAAAGAACACCCUAUAAUAAGCAAA
This is a messenger RNA of Syngnathus acus (greater pipefish), 1362 nucleotides long. Its product is annotated as macrophage migration inhibitory factor-like. Gene Ontology annotation, molecular function: cytokine activity; phenylpyruvate tautomerase activity. The transcript has 3 exons. The record is from RefSeq and is a predicted model, not a curated record. The coding region runs from base 748 to 1194 and encodes 148 amino acids. NCBI's taxonomy places the organism in Eukaryota, Metazoa, Chordata, Actinopteri, Syngnathiformes, Syngnathidae.